AGGACCCAGCUAGGAAGAAGCAGAGGUGGGAUGCAAAGACAUAUCCUCUGAUUCCAGUUCCGCUGAUCUUUCUUCCACACCACAAUCCUUUGGCUGUGACUAGAUGGGGGCAGACAAGACCAUGCACAUGUUCUCAAAGGUCCAGAUUGUAGGAGCACUAUCUGUGACUUGGCUCCUGGCUAUAGUCUUCACGCACUUCCUAAGGCCUGUCAUUCUCCCUCCAGUCCUGAAUUUGGAGGUAGAAAAGGAAGAAGACCUGAUCUACGGGCCAUGGAGCAACAAAAAGACAUUCACUGAGCAGGGACAAUCAAAUGGAGGAGAGUUGGAAGAGAAAGAAAUGGAAGAGGAGGCCUGGAGCUAUAUGGAUGCAUGCAAGUUUGUCCUGGUGGAGAGCAUUCCUGAGGACCUGCCCUACCUAUCUGCCAGCCCAGCAGCUCAGCCCCUGAUCCAGUCCUGGAUGGAGCUCCUGGAUUCUGCUCAGGAGAGUGUCCAUGUUGCCUCUUACUAUUGGUCCCUCACAGGGCUUGAUAUUGGUAUCAAUGAUUCUUCUUCCCGACCGGGGGAAGAACUGUUGGAGAAGCUGGAGACUCUGCUGGCCCAGAACGUCUCUCUGACCGUUGCAACAAGUGACCCAACACUGGCUUUAAAUUCUACUGACCUGGAAGUCCUUGUGGGCAAAGGAGCACAAGUGAGGAAGAUCCCAAUGAAGCACUUGACCCAGGGUGUCCUGCAUACCAAGUUCUGGAUCGUGGACAUGAAGCACGUGUAUCUGGGAAGUGCCAACAUGGACUGGCGGUCCCUGACACAGGUGAAGGAACUUGGUGUUGUGAUCUACAACUGUAGCUCCCUCGCAUACGACCUUGAGAAGACAUUCCAGACUUACUGGGUCCUGGGGGUUCCUGGGACCACUGUCCCCAAACACUGGCCCCAGAACUACUCCACAAACAUCAACUGGCAUCAGCCCCUGCAGGGAACACUUGAUGGCAUGGUCACUAGUGCCUAUUUCUCUGCCUCGCCACCUGUACUCUGCCCCAAAGGCCGGACCCGAGACCUAGAUGCUCUGCUAAGUUUGAUUAGAGAUGCCAAAGAUUUCUUCUAUGCUUCUGUGAUGGAAUAUUUCCCCACCAGCCGCUUCCAACACCCAUUCAAGUACUGGCCAGUCAUUGACAAUGCUCUGAGGGAGGCGGCCUUCAACCGGCACGUGCCAAUUCGUCUUCUCAUCAGCUGCGGGAAGAACUCAGACCCUUCCAUGUUCCCAUACCUGAGGUCCCUACAGGCCUUCACUAACCCCCAGGCCAAUAUUACCAUAGAAGUGAAAAUAUUCAUCAUCCCUGAGGGGAACCACUCCAACAUCCCUUUCAGCAGAGUGAGUCACAGCAAGUAUGCAGUCACAGAAAAGAAGGCGUAUGUGGGAACAUCUAACUGGUCUGAGGAUUAUUUCACCAACACAGCUGGUGUGGGGGUGAUCGUCAAUCAAAGCUCCUCUGAUCCCCAGCACCCAGCUCCCACCAUUCAGGACAAGCUAAGGAGUAUUUUUGAGCGGGAUUGGCAGUCCCCUUAUGCCAUCAGUCUGGAAAAACUUCCUGGCCAGCAGGACUGUGUCUGGCAUGCCUGAGACCAGCAUCUCCAAGCUCUCUCCCCUGCUCCCUCUUCCAUUUUUUUCUCUGCUUUCCCUUCUCUGACUUUUCCCCUUCCAUCUCCCUCUCUAGGGCUUAGGUUUCUAAUCAAUAAAAAGAAAUGAUUGAGUUAGAUUAUUUUUAAGGUCCCUUCUAGCUCCACAUUUUAUGAUCACUCUCCUCUUUGAUUUUCUCUGUCCCUUCUCCCUCUCCCUGUACACCACCUUUUCAUUUCCUUUCCCCU
Molecule: messenger RNA, 1860 nt
Organism: Gracilinanus agilis (Agile Gracile Mouse Opossum)
Lineage: Eukaryota; Metazoa; Chordata; Mammalia; Didelphimorphia; Didelphidae
Gene: PLD4
Product: phospholipase D family member 4
Exons: 10
Coding region: 104-1615 (503 amino acids)
Biological process (GO): hematopoietic progenitor cell differentiation; phagocytosis
Cellular component (GO): nucleus; phagocytic vesicle; trans-Golgi network membrane
Molecular function (GO): catalytic activity
Source: RefSeq, a predicted model, not a curated record